GUGACACGUCCACCCAGUCCUUGUCAAAACUUCCACGGAUUCUCAGAAUUUGCAUGACAACUUUUUAUGUUUUAACUACGAAAUAUGCCGUUAAGAUUGGAUAUCAAGAGGAAGCUGACGGCCAGGUCGGACCGUGUCAAGUGCGUGGAUCAGCACCCUACGGAGCCCUGGCUGCUGUGUUCCAUAUACGGGGGUGACGUCAAUAUAUGGAACUAUGAAACGCACACACAGAUCAAAAGAUUUGAGGUUUGUGACCUGCCUGUGCGAGCAGCUAAGUUUGUGCCCAGAAAAAACUGGGUGGUUACCGGCUCAGAUGACAUGCAGAUAAGAGUGUUCAAUUAUAACACCUUGGAGGGAGUGCACUCAUUUGAGGCACAUUCAGACUAUGUGAGAUGUAUUAUCAUUCACCCAACACAGCCUUACAUUUUAACUUGUAGUGACGACCUGCUGAUCAAGCUAUGGAACUGGGACCGCAACUGGGCCUGCCAACAGGUGUUUGAAGGACACACGCAUUAUGUCAUGCAAAUUGUGAUCAACCCAAAGGACAAUAAUACAUUCGCCAGUGCCAGUCUGGACACCACUGUCAAGGUGUGGCAACUGGGCUCCUCCAUCUCGAACUUCACGUUGGAGGGCCACGAGAAAGGAGUGAACUGCGUCGACUACUACAACGGCGGGGACAAGCCUUACCUCAUCAGCGGAGCGGACGACCGGCUCGUCAAAAUAUGGGACUACCAGAACAAAACCUGCGUCCAGACUUUAGAAGGGCACGCGCAGAACGUGUCGGCGGUGUCGUUCCACCCGGAGCUGCCCAUCCUGCUGACGGGCUCGGAGGACGGCACGGUGCGGCUGUGGCACGCCGGCACGUACCGGCUGGAGUCGUCGCUCAACUACGGCUUCGAGCGCGUGUGGACCAUCUCCUCUAUGCACGGCUCCAACAACGUCGCCAUCGGGUACGACGAAGGAACUAUAAUGAUAAAGGUUGGCCGGGAAGAGCCCGCGAUAUCCAUGGAUGUGAAUGGUGGAAAGAUCAUAUGGGCGAAGCACUCGGAAAUGCAACAGGUCAACUUGAAAGCGCUUCCGGAAGGUACAGAAAUCAAAGACGGCGAGCGCGUGCCGGUGGUGGCCAAGGACAUGGGCUCGUGCGAGAUAUACCCGCAGAGCAUCCAGCACAACCCCAACGGCCGCUUCGUGGUGGUGUGCGGCGACGGCGAGUACAUCAUCUACACGGCCAUGGCGCUCCGGAACAAGGCCUUCGGCACCGCGCAGGAGUUCGUGUGGGCGCUCGACAGCUCGGAGUACGCCACGCUGGAGAACUCCAGCACCGUCAAGGUGUUCAAGAACUUCAAAGAGCGCAAGAGCUUCAAGCCGGCGUACGGGGCUGAAGGUAUCUUCGGCGGCUUCAUGCUGGGCGUCAAGUCGAUCAGCGGGAUGGCCUUCUCCUUCUACGACUGGGAGCAGUUGGAGCUUAUCAGAAGGAUCGAGAUCCAGCCCCGGCACGUGUUCUGGUCGGAGAGCGGCAACCUCGUGUGUCUCGCGAGCGACGAGGCCUACUACGUGCUGAAGUACAACCCGGACGUCGUGGCCCGCGCCAGGGAAACCAACGCUAGCGUCACGGAGGAUGGCAUCGAGGACGCUUUCGAGGUCGUAGGCGAAGUGAAUGAGACAGUAAAGACCGGCCUCUGGAUCGGCGAUUGCUUCAUCUACACAAACUCGCUGAACAGGAUCAGCUACUACGUCGGCGGAGAGAUCGUCACCAUAUCCCACCUCGACCACACCAUGUACAUACUCGGAUACGUUGCUAAAGAAAACAGGCUGUACCUCAACGACAAGGAGCUCAACGUGGUGUCGUACGGCCUGCUGCUGUCCGUGCUGGAGUACCAGACGGCGGUCAUGCGCGGCGACUUCCAGAGCGCCGACCGCGUGCUGCCCACCGUGCCGCGCGACCACCGCACGCGCGUCGCGCACUUCCUCGAGAAGCAGGGCUUCAAGCAGCAGGCGCUGGCCGUGUCCACGGAGCCGGAGCACCGGUUCGAGCUGGCGUUGGCGCUGGGCGAGCUCCAGCGGGCGGUGCGGCUGGCGGAGGAGGCGGCGGCGGCCGAGGGCGGGGGCGCGGGCGGUGGCGCGGGCGACGAAGGCCCGUCGCGCUCGGCCGCGGCCCGUUGGUCGCGCCUGGGCGCCGCCGCCGCCGCGGCCGCGGACACCGACCUCACCAAGACCUGCUACCAGAAGGCGCACGACUACAGCGCGCUGCUACUGUUCGCCGUCAGCACCGGGGACCGGGCGCUGUGCGCGCACGUGGCGCACAUGGCGGCGCAGGAGGGCGACGACAACAUCGCCUUCGCCGCGUCGCUGCUGCUGGCCGACCUGCCCGCGUGCCUGCAGCUGCUGGUCAGCAGGGGCAAGCUGGCCGAAGCCGCAUUCUUCGCCAGGUCAUACAUUCCAUCAAAAAUGAACGACAUGGUGAAGCUAUGGCGAGAAUCAAUCAGUUCGACAAAUAAAAAGUCCGGACAGUCUCUGGCGGACCCGGAAAAAUACGAAAAUCUAUUUCCAGAAUACGCAGAAUCACUGGAAUUAGAAAAAAUGCAGAGACAAGUUAUCCUUUCGUCCCAAUCAUGCCUUAAUAAUAUACCGAUUAAUUACAAAAAAUGCAAUAUUAAAAGAGACUUAGUAGAAGAAUUAACUGAACUUAACGGAGUCUGCAAAAUGGAGCCCAACGUUGUAAAUGAAAGCGCUAAGAACGAGGAAACCAAGACUGGAGAAUCGUUACCCAUCGUGCCACAGAGCGAAAAGAAGCGCAAAGACUCCCUCGACAGUAUGGAGGAGAUCGACCGAGAGAUCAACGAAAUGGUCCUCGAUGGAGAAGAGCUGGUUUUGUCGGACGACGCAGAUUUGUUAGAAUAGAACCUAAGUAAAGCUAGAUUUUCUUAUUUUAUUAUAUCAUUAUUACGCGUAUAAAGUGUGUAUUUUCUACAGAGGUAAUUAGUUACAUUAGGUUUAUUAUAGUAUUAUACAUAUUUUCCCUUAAU
Messenger RNA from Pararge aegeria (speckled wood butterfly), 3026 nucleotides. It is a transcript of the gene beta'COP, whose product is annotated as coatomer subunit beta'. NCBI's taxonomy places the organism in Eukaryota, Metazoa, Arthropoda, Insecta, Lepidoptera, Nymphalidae. Gene Ontology annotation, molecular function: protein binding; structural molecule activity. The transcript has 18 exons. The record is from RefSeq and is a predicted model, not a curated record. Gene Ontology annotation, cellular component: COPI vesicle coat. The coding region runs from base 85 to 2901 and encodes 938 amino acids. Gene Ontology annotation, biological process: intra-Golgi vesicle-mediated transport; intracellular protein transport; retrograde vesicle-mediated transport, Golgi to endoplasmic reticulum.